Penicillium olsonii is the source of this 951-nucleotide messenger RNA. Lineage: Eukaryota; Fungi; Ascomycota; Eurotiomycetes; Eurotiales; Aspergillaceae. The record is from the annotation of a GenBank genome assembly.
AUGUCUCUCGCCAAAAACAUCCUUCUCUUUGGGGCCACGGGGAAUAUUGGCUCCUUCAUCCUCGACGCCAUUCUCCCCGUGCGCUCCCAAUUCGGCCGCAUCGUCAUUUUCACUUCCCCGCGCACCGCAGAAACCAAGGCGGCACAGCUGGAAAGGCUCAAACAACAAGGAGUCGAGGUCAUUACAGGCAAUGUCGAGGACGAAGAAGCAGUGAAAGCCGCAUAUGCAGGAAUCGACACUGUCAUUUCCGCACUGGGCCGCGAUACUCUGGCGCAACAGAUCCAUCUGAUCCGUCUGGCCGCCGCUAGCAAGGAUGUCAAAUGGUUCCUCCCGUCAGAAUAUGGCACAGAUAUCAAAUACGGGCCAGCCUCGGCAGAUGAGAGACCGCAUCAACAGAAGCUGAAGGUGCGCGCGUAUCUCGAAAACCAAAUCUCACGGGAGGAUCUUGCCUUUUCAUACGUGGUGACUGGGCCUUUCGCGGAGUUCUACCUUCACCAAGUGCCAGGCCUGGAAGAGGCAGGUGGAUGGGAUGUCAAAGCCCGGAAGGCAGUAUUGCUGGGUGAGAAAGGUGCCCAAAUCAGCUUGACAACUAUGCAAGACGUUGGCACUCUGGUGCGGAAUACCCUACUGCACGCCACGGCUGAAACACGCAAUGCCGCACUAUGUGUCAAUUCAUUCACGACCACCCCGGACCAGAUUCAAGCGGAGUUUGAACGCCAACUAGGUCAGCCCUGGGAUGUAUCGCGUACUUCCUUGGGGAAAUUACGGGAGCUAGAGACUGCGGCGUGGGAGGCUGGGAAGCCAUCUGCGACGGUGUUGACCCUGCGACGCAUUUGGACAGAGGGAGGCACGCUGUAUGCCAAGCGGGCCAACGCGGUCAUCGGAGAGCCCAAGGUCAUGGGGUUGGAAGAGGUGGUGGCGAAUGAGAUAGAACGAGUAUCGAGGCUAUAG